AUGUCUGGGGGAGUAUUGCAAAACGGGAGCAUCCGCAGAGGUUUCCUGUCAUUCCGACAACUCAGUGCUCUCGCCGUCAUCGUCAUCUUCCCUGCAAGUGGAAUGGUAAGCUUUAAAGACGUGGCAUUCACACUCUUCUCCCCUGUCUACGUGCUCUUCCUCUCCAAGGUAGCCUUCCCUGUUCUUGAUCCUUCCACAGACCCCCGAGUCUUCGGCCAGAAAAUUAAUAAGUUCCUGAGUCUCUACGUCCCCUUCACAGCCUUGAUUGGGCUUAUUCUCCCAAUUGGUUACAUCGUUGAGGGGAUCUUGGGAGGCGACAAGGAAGGAAUUAAAGCAGCUGCUGCCCACUUCUUCCUUCUAUGCAGUCAAGUUUUCAUGGAAGGUCUAACAUUUCAUGCCGGUUUCUCGAUUCCGAUCUUUGCUUUUGUGCCUGUGUUCUACAAUUCGAGGAGGAUCUUCACGAUUGUGGAUUGGCUGAGGGCUGAGAUGGGGAAGACGGUGAAUGCCGAGUUGAGUACUUCGGCGGCGAGGAGAGUUUACUUUGGGAGAGCGCUUGCAGUUGCUAGUCUGCUGUUAUGGUGCUUCAAUCUGUUUGGUUUCUUAUUGCCCGUCUUUCUCCCCAGAGCUUUUAAGAGAUAUUACGGUUAUAAGGAGAAGGUUUGA
Macadamia integrifolia is the source of this 663-nucleotide messenger RNA. RefSeq lists its product as uncharacterized. The transcript has a single exon. Lineage: Eukaryota; Viridiplantae; Streptophyta; Magnoliopsida; Proteales; Proteaceae. Bases 1 to 663 code for a protein of 220 amino acids. The record is from RefSeq and is a predicted model, not a curated record.